AUGAAGAAAAAGUGUGAGAUAUUAAUUGAGGGAGUGAAACUCAAAGAGAAUGAAACUCUCCUGAACAGGAUCUACACACAGCUCUACAUCAUAGAGGGAGAGAGUGAAGGAGUGAACGAAGAACAUGAGGUUUUACUGAUGGAGCAAACAGCCAGAACACAAUAUUCACAAGACAUUCCAAUCUACUGCAAUGACAUCUUUAAAGCCUCACCUGAACCAGGAUGUGAAGAGAAAGACCAGAUCAAGACUGUUGUUACUAAAGGCAUCGCUGGAAUCGGAAAAACUCUGUGCAGAAAGCUGAACUUGAUCCGAGAUCAUCAGUACAGUCUUCACAGACUUCUGCUGGACUUUCAUCCUGAACUUCAAGAUCAGAUUUAUGAGAUUUAUGAGGAGUGUAAAGUUGUGUUCAUCUUUGAUGGUCUGGAUGAAAGCAGAAUCACAUCAGACGCUCCAGACGCCCAGAAAGUUUCAGCAGCCAAUCAGAUGCAGCAUCAACAGCAUCAAGCCAGCAGAAUCAUCUCACACAUCAGAAGAGCAAGAAGCCUCCACAUCAUCCCCGUCUUCUCCGUCUUCUGCUGGAUCUCAUCCACUGUGCUUCAGAAGCUCCUGGAAGAAGAUCUGAGUGCAGAAAUCCCUCAAACUCUGACUGAAAUGUACAUCCACUUCUUGCUGAUUCAGAUCAACAUGAGGAACCAGAAGUAUGAAGAGAGAGAUCCAGAGAAACUCCUGCAGUCCAACAGAGAAGUGAUUGUGAAACUUGCUGAAGUGGCUUUCAAACAGCUGAUGAAGGGCAAUGUGAUGUUCUAUGAGGAGGACCUGAUUGAGAGCGGCAUAGACCUCACUGACGCCUCAGUGUAUUCUGGGAUUUGCACUGAGAUCUUUAAGCAGGAAUCUGUGAUUCAUCAGAGGAAAGUCUACAGCUUCAUUCAUCUGAGCGUUCAGGAGUUUCUCACUGCUUUCCAUGUGUUUUACUGCUAUUUAAUGAAGAACAAGGAGCCACUGGAGUUUCUGGAUAAAAGAUUUAAACAACACAGUUUGAAUAAAGACUCUUUGUAUGAUCUACUAACAUCAGCAGUAGAUGAAGCCCUUGAGAGUAAGAAUGGAGAGCUGGAUCUGUUCCUGCGGUUCCUGCUGGGCGUCUCACUGGAGUCCAAUCAGAGCCUCUUACAGGAUCUACUG
Molecule: messenger RNA, 1179 nt
Organism: Sinocyclocheilus rhinocerous
Lineage: Eukaryota; Metazoa; Chordata; Actinopteri; Cypriniformes; Cyprinidae
Product: protein NLRC3-like
Exons: 3
Source: RefSeq, a predicted model, not a curated record